AAACAAACGAGAAAGAAGAACGAAACAGAAACAGCGGGCGAUGAUAUACGCCGCCCUCUCCAAGUCAAAUUAUCCCAAAAGAGAUAUGGUCUCCAAGUCAAAAUAAAAUCAAAAUCCUGAUCUUUGUUUGCCAAACAUAACCCUCAGAUUGCACAAAGCUCAGAACCUCCAACCUUCUCUGUUCUCUCUCUCUCUCUCUCUGUUCAGUCUGCUGUGUUCGAAUGGAGAUGCUCAGUAAGUCCAAUUGUGCUGCUGAUUUCGACAGCUUCGAUUACUCUCUGCUGGAAUCUUUGGUGGCGGAGACUGCUAUUCUUGCUGACAAGUCUCUUCUUUUACUAUUUCUGCUGGUUUUGUCUUCAGUUAACAAAAAGAAUGUACUGCUGGAUUCAGUGACAACAGAUCAGAGGUUUCUAACUUCUGACCUUAAUAAAGUGAAAGAGCCUGAUGCUGAAAACAGCGAUGCAGGUGAAGCAGAGGGUGACAAUGACAGUGACAAUGGCGAUGAGGACGAAGAUGAUGGUAAUGACUCAGAAGAAGAUAGUGAUGAUGAUGAAGAGGAUUCUGAUGAUGAGCUUGUGGCUACUGGUUAUGGAGAAAGUGAUGACGAGGAUGAGGACAGUGAUGAGGACGAGGAUGAUAACAGUGAUGAGGACGGGGAUGAUGAUGACAGUGAAGAUGAGGAUGACGAAGAGCAAUACAAGUUGCCUUCACAAAGAAAGAAGUGAAUCAAUUCAUUUCCCUGUAUUCUUUGGCUAUAUCCUUGGGAGCUGGGGUAGGCUGCAUACUUGUUCUUAUUAUGUCAAAUUUUGUUGGGAUCAGUCUUCAAUUUGAAAGACAAAGAAGAAAUUCUUUUCCUUUUGUUAAUGGAUGAUAGAUCUCGUAUGGCAAAUAU
Messenger RNA from Argentina anserina (silverweed cinquefoil), 892 nucleotides. Its product is annotated as phosphopantothenoylcysteine decarboxylase subunit VHS3-like. The transcript is spliced from 3 exons. Lineage: Eukaryota; Viridiplantae; Streptophyta; Magnoliopsida; Rosales; Rosaceae. The coding region runs from base 222 to 725 and encodes 167 amino acids. The record is from RefSeq and is a predicted model, not a curated record.